Acanthosepion pharaonis is the source of this 1647-nucleotide messenger RNA. The record is from the annotation of a GenBank genome assembly. Lineage: Eukaryota; Metazoa; Mollusca; Cephalopoda; Sepiida; Sepiidae.
AUGGGAGAUACAAAUUUAUAUUAUAUUUUCUGCCUCCUGCUUCUCUCUCUCUCCCCCUCGUGUUUCUUUCUCUCUCUCUCCCCCCUCGUGUUUCUUUCUCUCUCUCUCCCCCCCCCCGUGUUUCUUUCAAUCUCUCUCUCUCCCCCCCCUCGUGUUUCUUUCAAUCUCUCUCUCCCCCCUAGUGUUUCUUUCUCUCUCUCUCUCUCCCCCUCGUGUUUCUUUCUCUCUCUCUCUCCCCCCCUAAAUGUUUCUUUCUCUCUCUCUCUCCCCCCCUCGUGUUUCUCUCUCUCUCUCUCUCCCCCCUCGUGUUUCUUUCUCUCUCUCUCUCUCUCCCCUCGUGUUUCUCUCUCUCUCUCCCCUCGUGUUUCUCUCUCUCUCCCCUCGUGUUUCUCUCUCUCUCUCCCCUCGUGUUUCUUCUCUCUCUUCCCUCGUGUUUCUCUCUCUCUCUCCCCCCUCGUGUUUCUUUCUCUCUCUCUCUCCCCUCGUGUUUCUUUCUCUCUCUCUCUCCCCUCGUGUUUCUUUCUCUCUCUCUCUCCCCUCGUGUUUCUUUCUCUCUCUCUCUCCCCUCGUGUUUCUUUCUCUCUCUCUCUCCCCUCCCCGUUUUUCUUUCUCUCUCUCUCCCCUCGUGUUUCUUUCUCUCUCUCUCUCCCCUCGUGUUUCUCUCUCUCUCUCUCCCCCCUCGUGUUUCUUUCUCUCUCUCUCUCCCCCUCGUGUUUCUCUCUCUCUCUCCCCCCCUCGUGUUUCUUUCUCUCUCUCUCUCCCCCCUGUUUCUCUCUCUCUCCCCCCCUCGUGUUUCUCUCUCUCUCUCCCCCCCUCGUGUUUCUCUCUCUCUCUCCCCCCUCGUGUUUCUCUCUCUCUCUCCCCCUCGUGUUUCUCUCUCUCUCCCCCCUCGUGUUUCUUUCUCUCUCUCUCUCUCUCUUCUCUCCCCCCCUCGUGUUUCUUUCUCUCUCCCCCCCUCAUUUCUUUCUUUCUCUCUCCCCCCCUCGUGUUUUCUUUCUCUCUCCCCUCGUGUUUCUUUCUCUCUCCCCUCGUGUUUCUUUCUCUCUCCCCUUUCUCCCCCCCCUCUCUUUCUUUUUUCCCCCCCCCUCGUGUUUCUUUCUCUCCCCCCUCGUGUUUCUUUCUCUCCCACCUCGUGUUUCUUUCUCUCUCUCUCCCACCUCGUGUUUCUUUCUCUCUCUCUCUCUCCCCUCGUGUUUCUUUCUCUCUCUCUCCCCUUCGUGUUUCUUUCUCUCUCUCCCCUCGUGUUUCUUUCUCUCUCUCCCCUCGUGUUUCUUUUCUCUCUCUCUCCCCCCCUCGUGUUUCUUUCUCUCUCUCCCCCCCUCUCUCUCCCCACCUUGUUUUUUGCUCUCCCCCUCCUGCUUCUCGUUCUCUCUCUCUCUUGCUUUUUUUUUUUAUAGUAUCAAAUCUGACAGUUCGGUUUCUAAACCCGACUCACUGCAACAGGGAUGUACACUUUCUUCCUCUCUUUGGUUUUCUUCUUUCUUUCCUUCUUCUUCUUUAUACAAUUCAGCUUAUAACAGAGGUAUACACUUUCUUCUCUGGUUUUCCUUUUUCUUUCUUUACACAAUUCAACUUGUAACAGAGGUAUACACUUUCUUCCUCUCUUUGGAUAUCCUUUUUCUUUUCUUUUCACAAUUCAACUUGUAA